CGUACUAAAUAGCUGCGUGUUCUGCCGGUAGGAGAGACUCCUAGGACCGGAUUCUUGCUUUCGGCCAACUCAUUCGCAUAUUCGAGUUUGGGCUUCAAUGGAUGAACUGCAGAAGGCACUGAAUGAUAAAAGUCUAACAAUCUCGACGCUCCCAGAAAAGGGUCGCUGUCUUUUCACCACCCGUGCUUUCUUCCCAGGUGAAGUUAUUAUAAGUGAGAAUCCAUACGUGUGUGUUCCAAAUAAGAACAAAGAAUCCCCUCAAUCCAAGUGUGAGUGGUGCUUUUCAUCAAGGAACCUCAAGAAAUGCUCUGCUUGCCAUGUUGUUUGGUAUUGUAGCAGCAAAUGCCAGAAGUCAGAUUGGAAGUUGCAUAGUGUGGAGUGUCGAGCAUUGUCGAAAAUCGAUAAGGACAGGUUGAAGUCACUCACGCCGUCUAUACGUUUGAUGGUGAGACUUUAUAUACGGCGAAAGCUAGAAAAUGAGAAGAUUUUCCCGACUACUGUCAUGGACAACUACAAGCAUGUGGAGCCCUUGGUUUCUCACAUGUCUGAGGUUGAUGAGAAACAACUGGUAUUGUAUGCCCAGAUGGCUAACCUUGUCAAUUUGAUACUCCAGUGGCCUGAUUCUGAAGUCAAUAUCAAAGAGAUUGCAGAAAGUUUUUCCAAGCUAGCAUGCAAUGCACAUACUAUUUGUGACAGUGAACUGAGGCCCCUUGGAACAGGGCUGUACCCUGUUAUUUCAAUCAUAAAUCACAGCUGUUUACCCAACUCUGUUCUAGUGUUUGAGGGAAGGUUGGCUGUGGUACGAGCCAUGCAGCAUAUUCCAAAAGGUACCGAGGUGUUGAUUAGUUAUGUAGAAAUAGCUGGAAGCACUAUAACUCGGCAAAAAGCUCUCAAAGAACAGUAUUUCUUCACUUGCACCUGUCCUCGCUGCAUGAAAUUGGGACAAUCUGAUGACAUUCAAGAAAGUGCUACUCUGGAAGGUUAUAGGUGCAAGGAUAGCAAAUGCAAUGGAUUUCUCCUUCGCGACUCUGAUAAUAAAGGAUUUAUAUGCCAGCAGUGUGGACUUCUUAGGGACAAAGAAGAAAUAAAGAACAUAACUAAUGAAGUGAAACUAAUUUCAGAGAAAGCUUCCACAUCAUUUUCCUCUGGCCAUAAAGCAGAGGCCAGUGUGGCUUAUAAGAUGGUUGAGGAAUUACAAAUGAAGCUGUACCAUCCAUUUUCAAUCAAUCUUAUGAGGACUAGAGAGACUCUUCUCAAGAUAUUCAUGGAGCUGCAGGAGUGGAAAGAAGCACUUUUGUAUUGCCGAUUGACAAUUCCGGUUUACGAAAGAGUGUAUCCAAGAUGCCAUCCUUUGCUUGGACUGCAGUAUUAUAUGAGUGGAAAACUUGAAUGGUUGCUCGGAGAGACAGAAGCAGCAGUUAGGUCUCUAACCAAAGCUUUGGACAUACUGCGAAUCACUCAUGGAACACUGACACCAUUCAUGUUGGAACUUCUGAGUAAGUUGGAGGAAGCUCGUGCGGAGGCUUCUUACAUGCUUCAUUCUCAGGAUGAAGAUUGAACCCAACUGCUAAGUUUUACCUGGAAACGAAUGAUAAAUACAGUGUAGCAUCAUUUGAAUUCAUCACAAAAAUUCUAUGUAUAAUAUAAUAGAGGUCAAUGUAUUUCCACACAAAAUCACAAAAUACAAUGAUAGAGAUUCGGUGAAUGAACACCUCCAAAUCUUUUCUGUUUAA
Messenger RNA from Sesamum indicum (sesame), 1733 nucleotides. It is a transcript of the gene SDG37, whose product is annotated as SET domain group 37. Gene Ontology annotation, molecular function: protein binding. Gene Ontology annotation, cellular component: nucleus. The record is from RefSeq and is a predicted model, not a curated record. Lineage: Eukaryota; Viridiplantae; Streptophyta; Magnoliopsida; Lamiales; Pedaliaceae.